This is a messenger RNA of Callorhinchus milii (elephant shark), 4744 nucleotides long. It is a transcript of the gene tmem161b, whose product is annotated as transmembrane protein 161B. The record is from RefSeq and is a predicted model, not a curated record. The coding region runs from base 116 to 1579 and encodes 487 amino acids. Lineage: Eukaryota; Metazoa; Chordata; Chondrichthyes; Chimaeriformes; Callorhinchidae. The transcript is spliced from 12 exons.
GGGUCCUGUGUGACCUCUGGAGCGCGCGGCGGGGACAUGGCUGUCGGUUAUUUCAAACCUGUCUGAGGGCUCGCGCCCCGGCACCAGCAGCAGCACCGGCACCAGCACCAGCACCAUGGGUGUGAUAGGCGUGCAGUUGGUGGUUACUAUGGUAAUGGCCAGCAUCAUACAGAAGAUCACACCUCACUACUCAUUUGCUCGUUGGUUGCUUUGCAAUGGAAGUUUGCAAUGGUAUCAGCACCCGACAGAAGAACAACUCCGAACUCUUGCUGGGAAACAGCAAAAAGGAAAAGCCAAGAAAGACAGGAAGCACAAUGGGCACAUAGAAAACAAACCACUGACUGUUCCUAAGGAUAUUGAUCUACAUUUAGAGGCAAAGACUAUUUCUGAGGUGGAUACAACAGUUUUGCAUUACUUUGCUGAGUACCAGUGGUUGGUUGAUUUCACUGCCUCAGCCACAAUUGUUUACAUCAUUACAGAAGUCUACUACAGCCUGGUAAAUCCCAACAACGAAAUGAACAUUAGCAUAGUGUGGUGCCUGCUGGUCCUUGCAUUUGUAUUUAAGGUAUUGUUCUCUUUGACUACUCACUACUUUAAAGUGGAGGAAGGUGGGGAGAGGUCCCUCUGCAUCACUUUUGGCUUCUUCUUCUUUGUAAAAGCCAUGGUAAUCCUGAUUAUAACCGAAAAUUACCUGGAAUUUGGCCUGGAGACAGGGUUUGCAAACUUUUCUGAUAGUGCUUUGCAAUUUCUUGAAAAACAAGGCCUGGAAUCCAAAGGCCCUGUCUCAAAACUGACUUUUAAAAUGUUUCUGGCUGUUUUUUGCGCACUCACUGGUGCUUUUCUGACAUUUCCUGGCCUGCGAUUGGCUCAGAUGCAUCUGGAUGCCCUGAAUCUUACAAAAGAGAAGUUAACACAGACUCUCCUUCACAUAAACUUCCUGUCACCACUAAUUAUGGUAUUGCUGUGGGUGAAACCUAUUACAAAGGACUAUAUCAUGCAUCCACCAUUUGGCAAAGAAAAUAUUCAUUUAAUGACCGAGGCUACGUAUGACACAUUGCGAUUGUGGAUUAUCAUCCUGCUCUGUGUUCUCCGGCUGGCCUUAAUUCGUCAACAUUUACAAGCGUACUUGAAUUUAGCACAGAAGUGUGUGGAACAGAUGAAGAAGGAGGCAGGACGAAUCAGUACCAAAGAUCUGCAAAAAAUGGUUGCUCGAGUUUUCUAUUAUCUUUGUGUGAUUGCAGUUCAGUAUGUGGCACCUGUCAUAAUGCUUCUGCAUACAACGCUGCUUUUGAAAACUCUGGGUGACCAGUCCUGGGCUGUGCUCUCAAAUUCUUCUGAUGUAUCUCCUACGGAGACGAUUGCAGCAACCAACCUGAUCACCUCAGCUCCCCCUACUAUUAACGAAAGCAAGAAGCUGACUGUUGCACAGAUAACAAUGGCUCUGGGUGGCCUGCGGAACGUUUUUACUCCUCUUCUCUUCCGAGGCCUACUCUCCUUCCUUGCUUGGUGGAUUGCAGCUUGCCUGUUUACCACAAGUCUUUUUGGUCUUUUCUAUCAUCAGUACCUAAAAGUCGCAUAAGUGACCAGCAUAAUGUCAAAAACUCUUCCAGAUCUAAACCUAAAAUUAAAGCCACUUUAUUGGGGGGCUGGAACAAAAAGAAAACUUAAACCAUUGGGAAAAAGCAUAUUGCUAAAAUGCAGAGCACAGAUCAACCUGCUCAUUUUAGAUGCUUCCUGUGGUCCUCAGGGUGAAUAAAUGUCUUAAUAAUUUUAAAAUAAUGAAAGUUAUAACAGGAAUAAUGUCAUGUUUCUAAUACCAUGGGCAGACCACGUAUUACUGGUUUCUGACAGAACUUUGGGAUUUCGGGAGGUUAAUAACAAAUGGUAAUUUCCCUAAAUGGGUAAACAAGCAGACUGGGGAAUAACAGUAAAACUGUGAACAGGAUUAAAUGAUCCUAUUGUAAAAUUAAUUACCAUCUUUAGUUUAGUUUGUUUUGCAUAUAAUGUGAAAUUACAGUUAGUCAGAAUUUAAAAUGCAUAUUAUAACUAAACAAAGAUAAAUUAGAGUAAUAUUUGCCUCCUUAAAUAUGUUUAGCUUUGCAAUAUGCCCACCUUUAAAUUCUGGCUAGUAUAUACAGUUUGAUUUGGAUCCUAUUAUUUGCCAGCACAUAUGCAAGUCAGUACUUUGAUCCUGGUUCUUGGGUGGAAAAGAGUAGUCGUGGAAACACUGAGAUGAUUGCUGGAAAAAUGACUCCAGCCUCAAGUGUAAAUGGGACCUUAGUCUGCUAACUUACCAGUUCUAACCCAUGGAAUUUCAAAUAUGUAUUGAGAAUUGGCUUUUAAAUGCUUAUAUAUUUGUGGACGAAGUGAUGUUGAGCAAAUCCAGUUUUAACAAAAACAUUCUAUUGGAGUCUUGACAUUAACUGAGCCAUAUGUGGGGAAAAAAGUGUUUUUUUGUUUGUUGGGCAAUCCGGCAAUUUUUACUGUGAAGAUAUCUUUGCAGCUGGAGUAUGAAUAUAGCUACUGUAUAUUACAGUAAAGUUAAUAUUUCAGUUCUUUGAGGGAACAAAUUGCUUUGAUGUGUUGUGGCGUUUGCUGAAAAACAGUUGUCCAGUUGCUUGAGGUUAGACACUUAGAGCAUGACAUUUUAGUUUUUAUUUUAGCUUUGUCCAAAAAGUCCUGGAGUUUAAUGGGGCUAUAGUUCCCAGAACAUCACAACAUCUAUGGAGAAAGCACAUUUCAUAAUGCACAACACCAAUACAUGUGCUAGAUGCAACAAAAACAAUAAUUUAUCAAUAAUAUCUCCGAAAUCCACUUACCUAUCAGUUGCUGUUGACUUAUUUUAUCCCAAUGCUGUAAAAUCUUGUUUUCCACAAUGAAAUCUGCUACCAAGUUUUGAUUAAACAUUCUUGUGGUCAGAAAUUCACAACAGUACAAAGCAAACUGUUUUAAAUAUUAUAUAUAUAUAUAUAUAUAUAUAAAGAUAAGGUAAGGCAGACUUGAUUGACAAAAGGUCUCCAGUUAUUGAAAAUAAUGAACUUUUGUAGUAAUUGCAGUGGGGUUUGGUCAGUUUAGAAAUGCCCAUAGUGAACAUAUAAUACCAUAAACACUCAACACUAACUUUUUAAAAAAAGCAAACUAGAUGUUAUUUUCAGGGUAAUUUAAGCAAUCAACAGCCGUAUUAAAAAACACAAGUGAUUCAAUUUUCUCAGUAUUAUGUUUCAUUUCAGCAGAUGGUGUGAUUUCAAUUUUUUUUACAGCAUCCCCAAACAGUAAUGUUUUGAGCAAGUUUUGCUUUUUAUGCUUUUUUAAAAAUUUUGUUUUACUUGUAAAUGUGGUGCAGAACAAAAACUAGGCAUGUGAACUCAUUCAAUGCUUUGAGUUUAGGGGGAAAGCGUGCAACUACAUUUAACUACAUAAACAAUUGAAGGAGAUACUGCAUAUCCUUUAGCAGUCUUGAGUUGCAGGUUUUAAUCCAGUUUGCCAAGGACAUUCAAAUAACAAAUUCACUUCAAGCUUCCAAUAAUCCUAUUGGAUUUUGACAUUCAUACUGCUGUAGAUUUGUGUACAGCAUCUCAAGAUAGCUAAGGAAAAUCUGAAAUCCAGGGGAAAAUGCAGAAUUGUUGCUUUAAUAUUUUUCCGAUGUAAAGAAUAUUUUUUAGAUAGCACAAUAUCAGUGGGUGGUAACUGUCAAAUUUUCAAUUUUUAAACAAUACUUUCUUUAAGCGAUACAAUUCCCAUCUUAUUAACCCAUUUACAGUUGUACGUCAUAAUGGAACAUUGUCCAACAAGUAACAAUCUGUCACAUCGGUUUAUCAGUUUGUUUUCACAUAAUAGCUUUUGAAUAGACCAAGGAAGCUGAUUUUGUGCCAUUUUAUAAUAAAGCUUGUUUGGGUGUUAAACAAAUGAUGCCCAGUUGCAAUUGUUGCUAAGUUGAUGUAGGUGGAUGCAUGUUGCUAAGCAGAUGUCCUUUUUGUGUACUUUAAAAGUAUGUUAUAAUGUCUCCCUCUUUGAAUAUGACUGAUGUACAGACAUCAUAACUUUGAAGAUAGUGUCAUAAGUCUUGAUGUAUUUUUGGCCGUACUUGUCAUCAAUACAAAAUGGCCUGUGAUUGUAUUGAUCUUAAAUCUUCAUUGUCCUGAUUGGUUCUUGUUCCUGUCAAUAAUAGAAAUGGACAAAAAACACUGUAAUAGUAAAUCCUUUCAAUUAUUAUCAGUGUGCCAGUGCAAAGUUAAACUGAUGAGCCUUUUGGAUGGAUACAGCUUCCUCCUGCUCGUCUGUUCAGAUUGUGAAUAAUUCAAUACUGGCAGAGCUUGCAACUGUGAAGGAUCUUGCGGUACUUUUAACAGCACCUCUAGCUGAGGAGGCACUGGAUGAUCAUGAAAUGGUCAAGCUACCUCAUAAUAACACCCAGUUCAGUGGUGAUGUAUGAACAGGAGGAAAUUGCCUUUUUAAUCAGCCCAGGUCAGCAUUGAUCUCUACAACUACAGUAUUUUAAAAUAAGCAAGGCAUCAGAGAAAAAAGAUAAAAUAAAACUAAAUGAUGCUUUUUGUAAAAGUUCUCCGAGAUGCAAUCCUUCUCCCCCUACCCCCCCCACUUCCAUCAAAAUGGCUUUUGUUAAGUCAUUUGUGAUGGUAAAGUUUCUUGUACACCGUAGCAUGCAAAAGUAAAAUCUUCUCUGCAACUUGAACUGAGGUGUAUUUGCUAAACUCACAUGGUUUAUAAUUAAAACUGCUAACAGAUU